CGCACCCAAGGGACAAAGCGUUUCUGCUUCCCUAGAAAACCAAACGUGUCCCUGUUCUUUGACCUGCGACCCAUCUUCCGCACAGCUGCAAUCAUCCAAUUCCACCUGCACUCACCUACCUUACCUCAAAACAGUCGCAAUCAUGUCUGGCGCGCCGCGCGUUGAGCUCAGCAACACCGAUCUCUCUGAUCUCGCUGACCUAACCAUGCAACCUGCCAACCGAAUGGGAGACGCCCAAUCUCCAAUGGUAAACCAGAACGGAAGCGCAAAUCAGGCUUCGACGCAGCAGACUGCAGGUGACGCAAAGAACAGCAUCCUGGAGUCAGCACAGAGCACCAUGGCUUCCAUCCAGAACCACCCUUCCGUGCAGAACGCAAAGGAGACAGUCCUUAACGGACCUGUCGCUCAGCAGGCCAAGGCAGAGGGCGCAAAGACUCGCGAUGAGUUCGCCGACCUUGCCAACUCCAAGCAGAUUCCUGAGCAGAAGACCGCUACCGGCCAGAACCUCACCCACUAUCACAGCAUGUUCUACCGCCUCUUGAGCUGGAAGAACCCCCGCGCGACCGGUAUCUCCUUCGCCGCCGCUGUCGUCUUCAUCUUCGCCGCCCGUUACCUGAACGUCAUCCGCUACAUCAUUAAGCUUACCUGGGUUGUGCUUGGAAUCACCGCUGCGGCAGAGGUUGCUGGACAGGCUGCUCUUGGCAAAGGCCUUACUUCGCAGUUCAGGCCGCGCCAGUACUACACUAUCCCCAAGGCUUCGCUCGAGCGUCUGCUCGACGACGUUGAGCAGCUCAUCAACUUCUUCGUGAUUGAGUCUCAGCGCAUUGUCUUUGCCGAGAAUGUCUAUGUUACCAUCGCCGCAUUCUUCGCUUCCCUCGUCUCCUACUUCCUCAUCAAGUUCGUUCCCAUGUGGGGUCUUGCCCUUAUUGCUACCGUCACCGCCUACCUUGGCCCGCUCGUCUACCUCCAGAACAAGGAGGUCAUCGACGCCCAGCUCGAGAAGGGCAGAAGCCUUGCCAGCCAGCAGGCUACCCAGAUCAGGGACCUUGCCAGCAAGCAGGCUGCCAACGCUUCCCAGACCGUUCAGGGUUUCACACAGCAGUACACAACCAAGGCACAGGAGACCAUCAACCAGUACCGUGGACGCUCUCCCUCUGCUGAGGUCAAGAAGGAGGACUUCCCCGCUGCCCCCAAGACUGACAUCAAGAGCGAGCCCGCUGUCGAGAUUCCCACAAAGCACGAGGGCGAGCCCCCUCUGGUUCCCCAGACCGCUUUGUAAGCAUCUCUGCUUUCGCACAUUGCUAUUCUACUUAGUUAGAGCUUGUGAUGUUGCAAGACCCGGCCACCCUACCCUCAGUCGAAGGCCACCGACACCCCGCACAUUCGCACAUACAUCUUAACGACGACUUCGGAUGACGAUUCCCAUGCUUGGUCUCUCACGACAAUCACGAACGGUUCAGAUUGGACAUAUCCAGCGCUUGUACAUCAUCUUCCUCUAAAAGCUGAUUCGUCACCUACUUUAGCGUUGAUAUACUUUUCCUCCUUCCCUUCUUCUUUUCCACCCGUAUUCGCGGGUUCACCGGUGUGAAUGAAGGACAUACAAAGUCACAGGCAUUCAGGAGUUGGUCUUUGUCAGAUACUGUCUCGGGCACAGUAAUUAUAACUCAACAUUCAAGUAUACACUAUGUUGCUGCCGUGCUUCUUUGU
Messenger RNA from Didymella exigua CBS 183.55, 1707 nucleotides. RefSeq lists its product as uncharacterized. The record is from RefSeq and is a predicted model, not a curated record. NCBI's taxonomy places the organism in Eukaryota, Fungi, Ascomycota, Dothideomycetes, Pleosporales, Didymellaceae. The coding region runs from base 143 to 1279 and encodes 378 amino acids. The transcript has 5 exons.